AUGACAUCUAUCUAUCUAUCUAUCUAUCUAUCUAUCUAUCUAUCUAUCUGUCUGUCUACAGGCGCCCGUUGCCUUGUUCUUCUCCGGAAGUUCGCCAUUUCUUUCUACCGACUCCCCGGCUCAUUUUGGUAUCCUUUCCAUUUCUUUUCUUUGUGCGCUCCAUCUUCCGAUCCGAUCACCAUUCCUCCUUUUACACUUGCUCCUUCUUUCCAGAAAAAGGGAGCUGACAACUGCCUCCACUUUCUUUUCAUUCUUCCUUUUUCUCUUUUCUUUGUUCGCUUUUCCUUCCAACGGAACUUCUUUUUUGACACCCAUAUUUCUAUUCACUUCUUCUUCUUCUUCUUCUUCUUCUUCUUCUUCUUCUUCUUCUUCUUCUUCUUCUUCUUCUUCUUCUUCUUCUUCACUAUUCUUUUCUGGCAGUACGUCACUUCUCUAUCUAAAACUUUUCUUUUCUCUUUUCUUUCAAUCCUUUUUCAAUGUUUCCUCUUUAUUUUCUCUUUUCUUUUUCAUUCUUUCUUUUUCUCUUUUUUUAUUCACUUUUCCUUCCAACGAAACUUCUUUCUUGCCACCCUUAUUUAUCUUUCCUUAUCACCUUCUUCUCCUCCUCCUUCUUCUUCUUCUUCUUCUUCUUCUUCUUCUUCUUCUUCUUCUUCUUCUUCUUCUUCACUAUUCUUUUCUGGCAGUAAUUCCUUUAAUUCUUCUUUUUCUCGUCUUUCGUUAUUUUUUUCUGGCAGUACAUCACUUUUUCCUACAUUUUCUUCUUUUUCUUCAUUUUUCUUUUCUUUCCUUUCUGUUAGUAUUUCUCUUUUGUCUUCUACUUGUUUUUCGUUAUUUAUCUCUCUUUCCUAUCAGUAUUUCUCUUACUUUAUCCUCUUUUUCAACAAUUUUCUUUCUUCUCAUUUCUGUUUCUUAUUUUUCUCAUUAUUCAUUUCUCCCUCUUCUGGCAGCACUUAUCUUCUUCCCUUUCUCCUUUUUAGUUAUUCUUUUUCUAGCAGCACUUGCUUUUCAUUUUACUUUUCUCUCUUUCUAUUACUAUUUUUCUUUUUUUUUUUCCUUUAUUAUUUUUAA
This is a messenger RNA of Acanthosepion pharaonis, 1068 nucleotides long. NCBI's taxonomy places the organism in Eukaryota, Metazoa, Mollusca, Cephalopoda, Sepiida, Sepiidae. The record is from the annotation of a GenBank genome assembly.